ACUCUGGCACCAGCUGACUCUGCAAGUUUUGGACUUUGUUCAGGACCCUUGCUUUGCCCAAGGAGAUGGACUCAUCAAGCUGUAUGAGAACUUCAUCAGCGAGUUUGAACACAGGGUGAACCCCUUGUCCCUGGUGGAGAUCAUUCUUCAUGUGGUCAGACAGAUGACAGAUCCCAAUGUGGCCCUUACUUUUCUGGAAAAGACUCGAGAAAAGGUAAAAAGCAGUGACGAAGCUGUCAUUUUGUGUAAAACAGCCAUUGGGGCGCUCAAGCUGAACAUUGGAGACCUGCAGGUCACCAAGGAGACCAUCGAGGAGGUUGAGGAGAUGCUGAACAAUCUCCCUGGGGUGACGUCAGUUCACAGCCGCUUCUAUGAUCUCUCCAGCAAGUACUACCAGACGAUUGGGAACCAUGCCUCUUACUAUAAGGAUGCUCUGCGGUUUCUGGGGUGCAUUGAUGUUAAAGAUCUGCCGGUAUCGGAGCAGCAGGAGAGAGCCUUUACCCUGGGACUGGCAGGGCUCUUGGGAGAAGGUGUUUAUAACUUUGGGGAGCUGCUCAUGCACCCUGUUCUGGAGUCCCUGAGAAACACGGAUCGGCAGUGGCUGAUUGACACGCUUUAUGCCUUCAACAGUGGUAACGUAGAGACAUUUCAGGCUUUGAAGUCGGCGUGGGGUCAGCAGCCAGAUCUGGCUGCAAAUGAAGCACUUCUGCUGCAAAAGAUUCAACUGUUAUGUCUAAUGGAGAUGACUUUCACCCGACCGGCCAAUCACAGACAGCUCACUUUCGAAGAGAUUGCUAAGAGUGCCAAAGUCACUGUGAAUGAGGUGGAACUGCUGGUGAUGAAGGCGCUCUCAGUAGGCUUGGUGAAGGGCAGUAUUGAUGAAGUCGAUAAGAAGGUGCACAUGACAUGGGUACAGCCACGUGUGUUGGACUUGCAACAGAUCAAAGGGAUGAAGGACCGCCUGGAGUUCUGGUGCACAGACGUGAGGAGCAUGGAGAUGUUGGUGGAGCACCAAGCUCACGACAUCCUAACCUAGAGGACCUUGCACUACCCUGGGAGAGUAAUUUCUGCUGCCGACACAAGCAGCACUCAGACCACUGACUGUACUGAAUUAUGUUGAAGGGGGGUGGGUGGGCAGAGGGGGGAGCAGCUUUUUGACGCUUGUUCGGAGGAGUAAGUGGCCUUUUGCUGUGUAACCCUUUGGUGCUUGGAGUCAAGAUUUCCCUAUGCGCUAACAUUAGUGGCACUGACCGUGGGAGCUCCCAUCCUGCGCUCGUAAAGGGAGGACGAAGGCUCCGCCGUGGUUGAUUUAUCAGCCUUGUUAUCAAACUUGCGGGAGGAUGUCAUGCUGGUUGUUACAGGAGCGCAGGGUAUUUGCCGGUAAAGGGGCAGCAGAAGCUCCUUCCUGAGAACGUGCUAGAGAGGUGCCUGACCGACACAUGGGAUUACUUGGUGGCAUUGGCCUUAGGAGGGUGUGACCUUCCC
Balearica regulorum gibbericeps (East African grey crowned-crane) is the source of this 1485-nucleotide messenger RNA. Lineage: Eukaryota; Metazoa; Chordata; Aves; Gruiformes; Gruidae. The record is from RefSeq and is a predicted model, not a curated record.